AUGCUAGAAUUGGAAUAUGAGGGCGAUGAGGAGACGGUCGAUGUCCAGCCACGGCCGGGUUAUCUCGACAAGGGAGAUGUCUUUAGGACCUUGGGACUACCGAAUGACUUUGUCAUUGGGCUCGAUACUAUGGCAAUGACCACCAGCAAGAGCCUCCAGGGGUUCCGUGACAUUCCAUCGGGUGUCCAUUUUCUCUGGGUUCAGCACCCCGGCAGCUUCUCUCGGUGUGGCUAUUGGUUCAUCACCAAAGACCAAGGGCAAAUACGCACCAAGGAGUGGAAUAGACAGGGCGAGACAAUGGGAGAGCCCAGGGGCCAGCCAGGACCAUUCAAUGAGAGGAGCCGAAUGGACUCUAUCUACCCAACGCUACAGCCAUAUACGCUCCAUGGCCAAGGACACCAAGCACCAGGGCCCAAAGACGGCGCACUCCCCGACUGGGCGCGAUCUCCUAGCCGCCUCUGGGGCAUCUUGACCAGCGCCAUAUCAAUCCACUCUCUCAGCAGGAUCACCGGCAAACAAAACAUCCAGGAGUAUCUCACCGAUUCCAUGGACUCUACCAAAGGCACCUCCCCCAACACCAACAACGAGCUGAACUUCCUCUUCGCCCAAGACUUCCGCGACCUCCAAGUCCUCGACCAGGGCUCCGCCAAAGCCCGCGUCGCCGACACCUCCUCCCGCAUCCAAGCCUUCCUAACCCGCAACACCAACACCAACACCAACCCCAACACCGACCCCAACCUAACCACCCCCGAACAAGCCCUCCUCGCCGAGCUGCAGUUCACCUUCCUCACCGGCACGCACCUCAGCAACCCGGCCUGCCUCGAGCAGUGGUGGAGCCUAGUCCUCAAGUUCGUCCUGCGCGCCUACGCCCUCGCCCUGUCCCACCCGCGCCUCGCCAGCCGCCUCCUGCGCACCCUCCACGCCCAGCUCUUCUACACCGAGCACUACUUCGCUCCUGUUACCGCUGCCACCGCCGCCGGUUCUGAGGUGAAUGGGGCGGAUGGCGGAGAUGGUCCUAGUUGUGAGAGGCCGAUUUUUCAGUACAAGCCGCUGUACUGGGGGAAACUCCGUCUGGUGCUGGCGGAGUACAAGGCGCGGUUGGAUGGGCUGCUUGCGGGGUUGGGCGGUCGCGUCACGCCUGAGCAGGAGGCGGUUGGGGGCGUGUUUGGGGAGCUGGAGGCGUGGUUGGGAAGGAAGGGGUGGGAGUUGAGGAGGCGGGAUGAGCCGGAGGGGGAGGGCGGUGGUGGCGGUGGGGACGUGGUGGAUAGUGAGGAGGAGGAGGAUGAGCAGCCGGUUGUGGUGGAAUUGGAUGAGGAGGGGAGGGAGGUGGGGUUGGUUUCGUUUAGGGAUUAG
Chaetomium globosum CBS 148.51 is the source of this 1353-nucleotide messenger RNA. RefSeq lists its product as uncharacterized. The coding region runs from base 1 to 1353 and encodes 450 amino acids. The transcript has a single exon. The record is from RefSeq and is a predicted model, not a curated record. Lineage: Eukaryota; Fungi; Ascomycota; Sordariomycetes; Sordariales; Chaetomiaceae. Gene Ontology annotation, biological process: spliceosomal tri-snRNP complex assembly.